Rangifer tarandus platyrhynchus (Svalbard reindeer) is the source of this 1050-nucleotide messenger RNA. The record is from the annotation of a GenBank genome assembly. Lineage: Eukaryota; Metazoa; Chordata; Mammalia; Artiodactyla; Cervidae.
AUGACUAUCAUUUUUAGCCCGCAGAAACACGCAUACAACGAUUGUCGGCCACCGGCGUACACGGGCACGCGUCCAAACUCGCAUACUCUGCUACGCGCCGAAACUGACAGAGGCUGUGUCCUGAGAAUACGUGAGAGUACUGCUUGCGUGACGGCUGUGGCCAACACGCCGGCACAGGCAGGACGUGCUUACACUUUGCAAGAGGCGCAGGACUUGUGCCACGCGCGCGCCCUCUACGCCUGUCCCCUUCGAGUCACGAAACAAUAUAUCGGAAAUGUGGUGGCGGUGCGUAUCCUUUUCGUACGUACUACAGCACUGCGCUUCUAUUCCACUUCAAGAAUGUGGCUGGCGGCAGCGCCGCGACGUCAGGCAACCUCGGGCCACGCCUCCUGGGGUCCGCCGCCGACGGCGGCAGAGGUGACUGACAGCAACCGGUGCACACAGGCGUCCGACACUACACCGGCAGCGGUGGGCUCCCAGCAGAUGCUUGAUGGUUCCGUGGAAGAGGAUGGAGAAGCAACUGACGGCCGUGGUACGCCAGAGGCUUCUGUACUCAGCGAAGAAACCCACCCACUUACUGACGAGGCCCGACCUGACAGCGCGCAGCCGGACAUUGAGGCGCAAAUCAGCGCCGAUUUUGAGGCAGCUAAACGCAGCGAGAACGCAGCCUCUGUGGAGAGUGAAGCUGAACUUUUGCACAGUGAGGACAGCUUCGUUGCAGGCGAGGACACUGACGUAGGGAGCCAGUACGGAUGUCUCCCCCCCUCAGACAGUGCGGAUAGCUGUGGAGGAGGCGAUGCGACGACACUUGAGUCCCAGCAAGGAGAGAACGGUUACACCGACGGGGCACGGCCCGAAAGACACGAUGCAGAUGUGAAUGAACGAAGGCUACAUCUCGUCGCUGAGGGCCCGGAUCGCGCCCCGGAGAAGGCCGUAGCCAACGGCGUGGAAGAUCAUACCAGUCGAGAGACUCCCUUGACAAUACUGAUGGCACACCCGAUGCGACGCCAGCUCCGCGCCCACCGUGGGAUUCUCCUGAAGAGAGCCUGA